Messenger RNA from Macrosiphum euphorbiae (potato aphid), 480 nucleotides. The record is from the annotation of a GenBank genome assembly. NCBI's taxonomy places the organism in Eukaryota, Metazoa, Arthropoda, Insecta, Hemiptera, Aphididae.
AUGGACACAUUCAUCGACAAAAUAAAAAAUGAAAUUUACGAUCUGCUCCGGUCGAUCGACGAAAUUGUAGUCGACGACCAAAAUGUCAACAUAUAUUUAAAAAUCAGAAGACGGAUUUAUCGCGACGUCGACGCCCUCUUGGGAGAGAUCGUCGAGGCGGUGUGCGGCGAUGUCGAGGCGGUGUGCGGCGAUGUCGCGGACGACGUCGUGAGCGUCCUUUUGGACGAAAUUGUCGGAGUCGUGUGCGAGGAAGCAGCGGAAGAAGUUAUAAUAAAGGAAGACGACGAGACACCGGCCGAGGGCAAAGCGAGGGAAGCGGAGGACACGGAUGAAAUCGACACCGAAGAAGCACCAACGGCAGAAGAAGACCGCUUCACACCUGCACCACGCGGACGCGCCAGGCGUUUAAUGGCCGCCACGUGGAAAGGUGUGAGGCGGGUCACCCGCCUGAUGUCGUGUGGAUGCUUCGGAGGAAGGUGA